Opisthocomus hoazin is the source of this 1251-nucleotide messenger RNA. Lineage: Eukaryota; Metazoa; Chordata; Aves; Opisthocomiformes; Opisthocomidae. The record is from RefSeq and is a predicted model, not a curated record.
AUGUGCAUUUACCUCGGUAUUUUAAAUCUGUUGACAGUUUGUGUAAUGAUGGCUCAGCUCCAGCAGGGAGGCCCAGAUGAAAAAGAGAAGACUACUGCAUUAAAGGAUUUAUUGUCUAGAAUAGAUUUGGAUGAACUAAUGAAAAAAGAUGAGCCACCACUUGAAUUUCCUGAUACUCUGGAAGGAUUUGAGUACCUUUUUAAUGAAAAGGGGCAGUUAAGACACAUAAAGACUGGGGAGCCGUUUGUUUUUAAUUAUCGUGAAGAUUUGCAUAGAUGGAACCAAAAGCGCUAUGAAGCUCUGGGAGAGAUCAUUACUAAAUACGUUUAUGAACUACUGCAAAAGGAAUGCCACUUGAAGAAAGUAACUCUCCCAGUUGAUGCGGCUGAGAGUGAACCAAAGAGCUUUAUCUUUAUGAGUGAAGAUGCAUUAACGAAUCCUGACAAGCUGCUGGUCCUAAUUCAUGGCAACGGCGUGGUCAGGGCGGGUCAGUGGGCUAGGAGACUUAUAAUUAAUGAAGAUCUGGACAGUGGCACGCAGAUACCAUACAUAAAGAGAGCUGUUGAGGAAGGCUAUGGAGUAAUAGUACUGAAUCCCAAUGAGAACUAUAUUGAAGUGGAGAAGACAAAAGCCCAAGUACAGCUGUCUUCUGAUAGCUCAGAUGAACCUGCAGAAAAGAGGGAAAGAAAAGAAAAAAUCCAGAAGGAAACAAAGAAGCGACGUGACUUCUACGAAAAGUAUCGAAAUCCGCAAAAAGAGAAAGAAACUAUGCAGAUUUAUAUUAGAGAUAAUGGAUCUCCUGAAGAACACGCAAUUUAUGUUUGGGACCAUUUUAUUUCCCAGUCAGCUGCAGAGAACGUGUUUUUUGUUGCUCACAGUUAUGGCGGACUUGCCUUUGUAGAGUUGAUGAUUCAACGAGAGGCAGAAGUAAAGAAUAAGGUAACUGCUGUGGCGUUGACAGACUCUGUUCACAAUGUGUGGCAUCAAGAAGCUGGGAAAACUGUUCGAGAGUGGAUGCGAGAGAACUGCUGCAACUGGGUGUCGAGCUCGGAGGCCCUGGACACUUCGGUGGAGUCCAUGCUGCCGGACUGUCCCCGCGUCUCUGCAGGUACGGAGCGCCAUGAAUUAACCUCCUGGAAGAGUUUUCCGUCCAUCUUCAAGUUCUUCAAUGAGGCGGUGGAGGCAAAGAACAGCUCGGUGAAACCAACCCCGACGCGACGCUCCAACAGGAUAAAAUACGAAGAUUUGUAA